GCUCUGCACACAGUAAGCGCUCAAUAAAUACGAUUGAAUGAAUGAAUGAAUGUCUUUCCCCCUUCAAGACAUGAAGGGAAAGACCUGAGCUAGGGUCACGUGGCGGGAGGAAUCAGGAACAGAACCCACCAGACCUGAUUGCCUGGACCGGGCAUCUUAUCUGGACUCGUAUUCCUGCUCCUGGCCUGUGGCAGCUCCCUACCCUACCACGUGGCAGGCCAAGAGUCGGUGCUGUGCUUCUCACAGUUCGAUGAGGUGAUGGGUCAGUGCAAGGAUCUCCUGGGGGCUGGAGUGAGCCAGGAAGACUGCUGCCUGAAUCCCAACUACGGCUUCCAGCCCCAGGGCGUGCAGAAGGGGUCCUGCCAGUCCUGCAGGCCGGACUCCCUCUCCCCCAUCAGGCCGGCGAGCUGGGGCCCCUGGUCGGCCUGGUCGCCGUGCUCCAGGUCCUGUGGGGAGGGCUCCCAGCUGCGGCGCCAGCGCUGCCUUGGGCAGGGACAGUGCAGCGGAGGGGAAGGAGGCAAGCCCGUCCGCUGGGAGCUGCAGGCCUGCGAAGACCGAGGAUGCUGCCCAGAGGCCGGCGGCUGGUCGGAGUGGAGCCCCUGGGGAGCCUGCUCCGUUACCUGUGCCAAGGGCCAUCGGACCCGGCAGCGACGCUGCGACAAUCCCGCACCCCAGUGUGGCGGGAGCUGCCCCGGGGCAGCCAGCGAGAGCCAGACCUGUGACCCGCAGCAGAUCUGCCCCACUCAUGGAGGCUGGGGGGCCUGGGGACCAUGGGCUAUCUGCUCAGCCUCCUGCCAGGGCAGCCCCUCGGCCCCCACCCAGCGCCGGUCUCGCUCCUGCUCGGCCCCCCGCCCCUCCGAACACCCCCCGGGGAAACCCUGCCCCGGCAAUGCCUACGAACAGAGGAGCUGCAGCUCCGGACUCCCUCCUUGCCCAGUGGCUGGGGGCUGGGGGUCGUGGGCCCCCACAGGACCUUGUUCAGUGACUUGCGGCCUGGGCCAGAAUCGGGAGUAUCGGCCCUGCGAUCGGCCAGCUCCGCAGCACGGCGGGGCCGCCUGCCAGGGAGAGGGGACCCGCUCUGCCGUCUGCCACACCAAGAAGCCUUGUCCUGUGAACGGCUGGUGGACGGAAUGGAGCUCUUGGAACGACUGUGCCCGGCCCCAGCUCCAAAAGAUCAACUGCCAGGAGGUGGCGGGACAACAGCAGCGGACUCGCACCUGCAAGGGCCGGCUGCACGAAGGCCAUCGGUGCCCGGGCCUCCACUCCGACUUUCGGCACUGCUACAAUAUCAACUAUUGUAAAAUGAACGGGCAGUGGGCAGACUGGACGUCGUGGAGCCUGUGCUCCCCGCCCUGUGGCCCCAACCCUACCCGCAGCCGCCAACGCCUCUGCACGGCCAUCCUGCCUCCCUACCCGCCCACGUAUUCCCAGGUCGAGGGUUUGGCCAAGAAGAACGUGACCUUCUGGGGGCGGGCAAAUCCCACCUGCUCUGAGCUGAAUGGCCAGAAGCUGAAGGUGGAGGAAAAGAGACCGUGCCUCCACCCUCCACCCUGCCAAGACUAGGAGGGCCUGAGGAGAAAGACCCUUAGACUCUGCUCUUCCGCCUUCCUCCCUCCUUCCCACCCAAGUGUUCUCACCCUGCAGGGGAAGCAAUCAGCUGCAACCUGGUCCCUCCUUAGCACCCCCCUCUCUUCCCUCUCUCACGAUCCCCAAAUAAAUGGAAUCAAGCAGCAA
Molecule: messenger RNA, 1734 nt
Organism: Tachyglossus aculeatus (Australian echidna)
Lineage: Eukaryota; Metazoa; Chordata; Mammalia; Monotremata; Tachyglossidae
Gene: CFP
Product: complement factor properdin
Exons: 11
Coding region: 259-1563 (434 amino acids)
Source: RefSeq, a predicted model, not a curated record